AUGAGAACGUCUCCUAGGAGCUUUCAACUUUGUGACACAAAUUCUGCCUCGCUCCCGUCACCUCCUACAACCUCUACUCAAACCUCAAUUCCUAAGCUCUCCCGCCAACAGGGACAGGAAGGUUCCCAUCCCCACACGUCUCCGCCGGGCCAUACUACCUUGGCUCACGCAACCUCUCCUUCAGAAUACCGAGCCCUUUCAUUCCGCUCAAGAUCCUGUCCUCCUAUGGACGGACGCCUCCCUCUCGGGAGGGGGAGGUCACACACACUCGGCUGCCGUCUCCGGGUCUUGGACUCCCCUCGAGGAACACUUACACAUCAAUCUCCUCGAAGUCAGAGCGGUGCACCACUGUCUCCUUCACCUCGACCUAUCCCAUCAAUGGAUACAUCUCUUUAUAGACAACGCACCAUCCCAAUGUGCAAUCAACAAGUUAUCCUGCAAAUCACCCAAUCUCCUCAAGGAGGUGACCCACUUGGUCCACCUUCUCCAGCUUCGCUCUCUGAAGAUCAAGGCCUUCCGCAUUUCCACCCUCCUCAAUGCCAAGGCCGACGCCCUCAGCCGUACUUCCCAUCCACUCCUCGAAUGGGAACUUCCACAGAAGAUCUUCCAUCAGCUCCAACUUCUCAGAGGUCCCCUCGAGAUCGACCUCAUGGCCACGAGCGAGAACUCGAAGCUAUCUCUUUUCAUAUCCCCCCACCCUCACCCCCGAGCGUGGGGCCACAAUGCUCUAGCCUGGGACUGGAACCAGUGGUCCCGGAUCUACAUAUUCCCCCCGAAGUGGCUCAUUCCUCUAGUCGUAUCCAAACUUCAAACCUACAGACCCCACGGCCUGAUAGUUCUACCGUGGUACCCAGCGGAACCCUGGUUCCCAUACGUCCUCAACAGGUCCCUCGACCACUGGACUCUGAACCUGUUGGACCCAACGAAAAAUGGACGUCGCGCCUCCGAGAACUGGACCGCAUUCCAUUUUUGAAGGAAGUUUUUUCAGCUAAAUGGGGCGCCACAGUCGCCUCACGCCUGAUCAUAGCCCAUCGCACCUCAACCGCUCGGCAGGCGCAGUCAGUCUAG
Molecule: messenger RNA, 1068 nt
Organism: Scylla paramamosain (green mud crab)
Lineage: Eukaryota; Metazoa; Arthropoda; Malacostraca; Decapoda; Portunidae
Product: WAS/WASL-interacting protein family member 1-like
Exons: 1
Coding region: 1-1068 (355 amino acids)
Source: RefSeq, a predicted model, not a curated record